Messenger RNA from Dibothriocephalus latus, 519 nucleotides. The record is from the annotation of a GenBank genome assembly. NCBI's taxonomy places the organism in Eukaryota, Metazoa, Platyhelminthes, Cestoda, Diphyllobothriidea, Diphyllobothriidae.
AUGACGACUGCCCAGCAGAAGCCCGAAUUGGAGUUGUUUGACCUCACAGCAGUAGUGACGUCAUGGGCACUGAACGCAUUCAUUGCCACUCGAACCAGAGCACAGCGGAAGGUCAAAAUUGACGACUUGGAGAUCAAAGUGAACUGGGAUGACGUGCAUUGUUGGAGUGAACCACCCCAGUUCUCUGACAGCAACACUGUGACACUGCCUAAAAGUCACUCUCUGUUCAGCACGAACUUUAGAAACAACACCGACAGUGAACAGGAAUAUAACUUUCGAACAGAACGAGCUACUAGGUCCGUAGCUGAGAUCGAAAUUUCCCAGGGAUUUACCUCAAGAAAAGAGAUCGGAAUUAAAUUACAAGUUCCAAAUCAAAUUUUGGAGGCCAGUGCCGGCUUCUCUCAUGAAAUCUCCUUGAACGAGACUUCUCGGCAAACGGUAGAGGAAGAGCUCAAUUGGGGCGUAGAUACCCGCAUAGUUGUUCCACCGCACAGCACUGCUGAGGCUGAUGUAAGUUAA